GGAGGGGCGAGUGGGGAGGGGGGGUCCCAGCUGGUUGCGGCAUUGGCGGCGUAGAGGAGGCGACCAUUGGUAUCGACCAGCAGAGAGAGACGAGGAGCGGUGGCGGUGACAGGUGGUGAUGACUUGGUGCAGGUGGUGAGCAUCUGGUGAGGAGCUGGUGAGGAGCUUCUGCUGCUGGUGGUGGUGAGGAGGAGCUGGUGAGGAUCUUCUGCUGGUGAGGAGGAGCUGGUGAGGAUCUGCUGGUGAGGAGGAGGAGGAGCUGGUGGUGGUGAGGAGCUGCUGCUGCUGCUGGUGGUGGUGAGGAGGAGCUGGUGAGGAUCUGCUGUUGAGGAUCUGGUGGUGUGGAGCUGCUGGUGAGGAGCUGCUGGGGAGGAUCUGGUGGUGAGGAUCUGCUGCUGCUGGUGGUGAGGAGGAGGAGCUGGUGGUGAGGAGCUGGUGAGGAGCUGCUGGUGAGGAUCUGCUGGUGAGGAGCUGCUGGUGAGGAGCUGCUGGGGAGGAGCUGCUGGUGAGGAGCUGCUGGUGAGGAGCUGCUGGGGAGGAUCUGGUGGUGAGGAUCUGCUGCUGCUGGUGGUGAGGAGGAGGGGUGACGAUGCCGCUGGUUCGUUCCUUCUCGGUGACGUCCCUGACGGGGCUGAGCGGCUGGCAGGACGAGGAUGUCCCGGACGACAGUCACGUGGUGCUGUUCGAGGUCGCCUGGGAGGUCGCCAACAAGGUGGGGGGCAUCUACACGGUGAUCCAGACCAAGGCGAAGGUGACGGCGGACGAGUGGGGUGAGAACUACGUGCUGCUGGGCCCCUACUACGAGCAGAACGUGCGCACACAGGUGGAGCUCAUGGAGCCCAGCAACCCGGCGCUCAAGCGCACCAUCAACUCCAUGAACGCCAAGGGGGUCAAGGUGUACUGUGGCCGCUGGCUGAUCGAGGGCAGCCCCCUGGUGGUGCUGUUCGACGUGGCGUCUGCCGCCUGGAGUCUGGACCGCUGGAAGUCGGAGCUGUGGGAGGCGUGCGGCAUCGGCGUGCCCUGGUUCGACCGCGAGUCCAACGACGCAGUCCUCUUCGGGUUCCUCACCGCCUGGUUCCUCGGCGAGUUCUACGCGCAGUGCGAGGAGAAGCCGUCCAUCGUGGCGCACUUCCACGAGUGGCUGGCGGGCGUGGGCCUCGUGCUGUGCCGCGUGCGCCACCUGCCCGUGGCCACCAUCUUCACCACCCACGCCACGCUGCUGGGGAGAUACCUGUGUGCCGGACACGUAGACUUCUACAACAACCUCGCCAAAUUCGACGUGGACAAGGAGGCUGGCGACCGCCAGAUCUACCACCGCUACUGCAUGGAGCGCGCCGCCAUGCACUGUGCACACACCUUCACCACCGUGUCGCAGAUCACGGGGGUCGAGGCACAGCACCUGCUCAAGAGGAAACCCGACAUCAUCACCCCCAACGGCCUCAACCUCAAGCGGUUCUCGGCCAUGCACGAGUUCCAGAAUCUGCACGCCCAGAGCAAAGCUCGCAUCAACGAGUUCAUCCGCGGACACUUCUACGGAGCUUACGCAAGCAUCUACAUCCUGGACCGCCGCUACCGCUCUGCGGACGAGUCGUGCAACCAGCUCACGUCCUUCCUCUACAGCUUCUCGCAGCAGACGCGGCGGCAGCGAAUCAUCCAGCGCAACCGCACCGAGCGUCUGUCCGACCUGCUCGACUGGAGAUACCUGGGCAAGUAUUAUUCCCACGCUCGACACAUGGCCCUGGCCAAGGCGUUUCCUGACAAGUUCAAGUACGAACUCUCUGAGUAUGAGGAGACGUCCGGCUUCCGCUACCCCCGCCCCGCGUCGGUGCCCCCGUCCCCGGCGGUGUCGCGCCCCUCCAGCCCGCGGGGCAGCAGCGCCGGCGGUUCGGACGACGGCGGCGGCGGCGGCAGCCCUGGGCCCUCAUUGUCGGCCAGGGGGAGCCGCUCCGGGGACGACGACGACGACGACGACGAAGACGGCCGCAGCGAGAGCGGCGUGGGCUGCGACAACGGGGAGUUCGCUCGCGACGACAACGACGUCGACGACGAGGAGGAGGAGGAGGGCGACUGCUACAGCGGCGGUGGCGGACGACGAGGUGGAGGUGGGAGAGGGCGAGGAGGAGGAGGUGGUGGAGCGGACGACGACGAAGAGCACUACGACGAGGAGCUGGAGGCGGAGAAGGAUCGACGCAACAUCCGCACGCCGCUGGGGUUCGGCCCCAUCAGAGCGACCGACUCGCUCGCUCAGUAGAGAGCGGCGGGGAGGGGUGGGGGGCAGGGGCGGAGAUGUCACCAUGACAACCGCCACCACCACCGCUGGAACCACCGCAGCCAUCACCGCAAGCACCACAACCACCACAACCACCGCCACAACCACCGCCAUCACCACAGCCACAUCCACUGCGACCACCACAACCAUCACAACCACAACCGCCACAACCACCGCCAUCACCGCAACUGCCACAACCACCGCCAUCACCACAGCCACAUCCACUGCAACCACCACAACCACCACUACCACCACCAACAUCACCACAAUAGUUAAAAUAGUUAUAAUGGCUACUGUAGUAGCGUUGCGAUGGCUAACGCGUGUGUGAGUGUGUGUGUAGUUAACGCGUCUGUUUGGUGUUGAAGUGACCGCAGUAAAGCAGAGUUAAAAUGCCAGCCGUGGCCGUGACGACAUUCUAACAUCUUAGGGUUUAAAAUGGCCACCGUUACCUAGCGACAAUCUACUGUCAUGGGGUUUAAAAUGGCCGCCGUUACCGUAGCGACAAUCUACUGUCAUGUGGUUUAAAAUGGCCACCGUUACCAUAGCGACUAUCUACUGUCAUGUGGUUUCAAAUGGUUACCGUAGCGACAUUCUACUGUUGUGGUGUUAAAAUGGCCGCCACUGUAGCAACAUUCUACUGUCAUGGGGUUUAAAAUGGCCGCCGUUACCGUAGUGACUACUGUCAUGGGGUUUAAAAUGGCCGCCGUUACCGUAGCAACAUUCUACUGUCAUGGGGUUUCAAAUAGCCACCGUUACCAUAGCGACUAUCUACUGUCAUGGGCUUUCAAAUGGUCGCCGUUACCAUAGUGCAGUCUACUGUCGUGGAGUAAUGAAUGGUUACCGUAGCGACAAUCUACUGGUGUGCAAUUUAAAAUGGCCGCUGUUACCAUGGCGAAAUUCUACCGUCUUGGGGUUUAAAAUGGCCGCCAUUACCAUAGCGACAAUCUACUCAUGGGGUUUCAAAUGGUUACUGUCGCGACAUUCUACCAUCUUUGAGUUUAAAAUGGCCGCCGUUACCGUAGCGACACACUGUCAUGGGGUUUACGUGGGAGUACAAAAAUGGGGCUGCUACUGUAGUAGGGGGGGGGGCGAAACAUCUCUCGCAUGCGCGUGUGCGUGUGUGCACACGUGAGUGGCGUGGCGGUUACCGCUGCGUCGCGCUCUGGACCAUGGUGACCCGGAUUCAAUUCCCGCACACGGCCACCACCGCCAAUGCCGGCCACGAUGAUUUUCUAAACCAGUACCUGGGAGGGCCUCCCCUGCCCCUCUCCCGGUCAACUCAGCCCCGUCAAACGAGUGAGUCGGUGCGGCGCUAUGCAGUAGUAUGGCCCCCGCUCAUCGCCAUGGCAAUGAGCGCCUUUGAGUGCGAGCACAAGAUGGAGACGUCGGACGUGUUUGCCUCGCAUCUGUGCGUCUGUCCGUGCGUCCAUCUGUGCGGUCGUGCAUCCGUCCGUGCAUACGUCUGUUCGUGCGUGCGUCCGUGCGGUCGCCCGUCCGUGCGUGCAUCCGUGUGCGGUCAUGCGUCCGUGCGUGUGUCCAUGCGGUCAUGCGUCCGUGCGUGCGUCCGUGCGUCCAUCCGUGCGUGCUAAGAUAAAAUAAAGUGGAGUGGGCGGCACGACUGAAACUCUCCACGUAAUUCAACAUCGCUCGUACCGUGACCGAAAUCCACCCAGAGAUGUUGACUACCUCGCCGUGUACGCAGGAGGUUUGUGGAUUUGAUCCUGACGCUGACGAUGCCUGCUGCUGUAUAUCUGGAGUUUGUGUGUUCUCUCUCUUUUUCCAUGUGGUCACGUGGAUUUUUUCUGCGGAUCCUCCGAUUUAUCCUUCCACAUUUAGAAUCGUGCGUUUAGAGUAUUUGGUUGCAAUAAAUUUCCACGUGAUGAUGAUGAUGCUGAUA
Messenger RNA from Lethenteron reissneri (Far Eastern brook lamprey), 4166 nucleotides. RefSeq names its product glycogen [starch] synthase, muscle-like. Gene Ontology annotation, molecular function: alpha-1,4-glucan glucosyltransferase (UDP-glucose donor) activity. Lineage: Eukaryota; Metazoa; Chordata; Hyperoartia; Petromyzontiformes; Petromyzontidae. Gene Ontology annotation, cellular component: cytoplasm. Gene Ontology annotation, biological process: glycogen biosynthetic process. The record is from RefSeq and is a predicted model, not a curated record.